Molecule: messenger RNA, 1769 nt
Organism: Prosopis cineraria
Lineage: Eukaryota; Viridiplantae; Streptophyta; Magnoliopsida; Fabales; Fabaceae
Product: histone deacetylase 6
Exons: 6
Coding region: 113-1498 (461 amino acids)
Molecular function (GO): histone deacetylase activity
Source: RefSeq, a predicted model, not a curated record
CCCCUCCAGUCAAUAGCUGUAAGCACUAGAGCGAGAGAUAGACCGAGAGCGAGAGGGCUAGAGAGCGAGGUUUGGGAAUAUUGGAUCUGGCAGUAGCAGUGCUGCAUAGAGAAUGGGAGAAGGAACGGAGGGUGGUGGUGUUUCUUUGCCUUCGGGUCCAGACGCCAAGAAGAGGAGGGUUACCUAUUUCUACGAACCCACCAUCGGCGAUUACUACUACGGCCAGGGUCAUCCCAUGAAACCCCAUCGGAUUCGCAUGGCCCAUAAUCUCAUUGUCCAUUACUACCUCCAUCGCCGCAUGGAAAUCAACCGUCCCUUCCCCGCCGCCCCCGAAGACAUCCGCCGUUUUCACACCGACGAAUACGUCGAGUUCCUCUCCUCCGUCACGCCGGAGACCCUCGGUGAGAACACAUUCUCUCGUCAGCUCAAGCGCUUCAAUGUUGGCGAGGACUGCCCCGUCUUUGACGGCUUGUUCAAUUUUUGUCAGUCCUCUGCUGGUGGUUCCAUUGGCGCCGCUGUCAAGCUGAACCGUGGCGAUGCUGAUAUUGCCAUCAACUGGGCCGGCGGUCUGCAUCAUGCCAAGAAGUCUGAGGCUUCUGGGUUUUGUUAUGUCAAUGAUAUUGUCCUCGGCAUUCUUGAGCUGCUCAAGGUUCACAGGCGUGUAUUGUAUGUUGACAUUGAUGUUCACCAUGGAGAUGGCGUUGAGGAGGCUUUCUAUACAACUGACAGAGUGAUGACAGUUUCUUUUCAUAAGUUUGGGGAUUUUUUCCCAGGCACUGGGCACAUCAGGGAUGUAGGGGCAGGCCCAGGGAAGAAUUAUGCUUUAAAUGUCCCGUUGAAUGAUGGAAUGGAUGAUGAGAAUUUCCGUGGGUUGUUCCGCCCCAUCAUUCAGAAAGUCAUGGGGGUGUAUCAACCUGAUGCAGUUGUUCUUCAAUGUGGUGCUGAUUCAUUGUCUGGUGACAGGCUAGGUUGCUUCAACUUGUCUGUCAAGGGUCAUGCAGAUUGCCUUCGUUUCCUUAGAUCUUUCAAUGUUCCUUUGAUGGUCUUGGGUGGGGGAGGAUAUACGAUUAGGAAUGUUGCUCGUUGCUGGUGUUAUGAGACAGCGGUGGCUGUGGGUGUUGAACCUGAUAAUAAGUUGCCUUACAAUGAAUAUUUUGAGUAUUUUGGCCCAGACUACACUCUUCAUGUUGAUCCAUGUAACAUGGAGAACCUUAACUCAUCCAAGGAUAUGGAAAAAAUAAGGAUCACAUUAUUAGAACAGCUCUCCAGACUUCCUCAUGCACCCAGUGUGCCUUUUCAGACAACACCAUGUACAAUUGAAGUUCCAGAAGAGGUGGAAGAGGACAUGGAUCGAAGACCCAAACGUCGCAUAUGGAGUGGUGAAGAUUAUGAUUCUGAUCAUGAUGAAGAUGUGAAGGCUAGUCCAAAAUACUCAAAUAUAAGGGAUGUUCCUGAUGAGAUGGAAGAAGAGAAGCCAGAAAGGCACCCAUCCUCCUGACCCAUACGAAAACGGAGCAAGUUCAUGCACAGCCAGUCUGUGUAGUAUAAACGGAUAUUCCAGUCGGUGGGGAGUGUCCUAUAUACACUUGGUGUUCGCGCGAAGGAGGAACGUGUUCUAGAGUUUUGAAUAUUUUGAUGUAUAGACACUAGGAGGAUACAGUGAUAAAUCGUACUUAUCCUUUUGUUUUGUGUAGUCUACCCCCAUCCCCAACGUCAGGACAAGUUUUGUGAAAAAAUGGCCAAAUGACACGCGAGUGUUCUCAUUCAUA